This is a messenger RNA of Podarcis muralis (Common wall lizard), 650 nucleotides long. RefSeq names its product histone H2A type 1-E. Gene Ontology annotation, cellular component: nucleosome. The record is from RefSeq and is a predicted model, not a curated record. Lineage: Eukaryota; Metazoa; Chordata; Lepidosauria; Squamata; Lacertidae. Gene Ontology annotation, molecular function: structural constituent of chromatin; DNA binding; protein heterodimerization activity.
UUUGUUUGUGUGAAUACUUUCAACGUCAUCGCCAUGUCUGGACGCGGCAAGCAAGGAGGAAAAGCUCGGGCCAAGGCCAAGACUCGCUCUUCUCGUGCCGGACUCCAGUUCCCCGUGGGUCGUGUUCACCGUCUUCUGCGCAAAGGGAACUACGCAGAGCGCGUCGGGGCCGGAGCUCCCGUCUACUUGGCUGCUGUGCUGGAGUACCUGACUGCCGAGAUCCUGGAGUUGGCCGGCAACGCUGCCCGGGACAACAAGAAGACCAGGAUCAUCCCUCGCCACUUGCAGCUCGCCAUCCGCAACGACGAGGAGCUGAACAAACUCCUGGGCAGAGUCACUAUCGCUCAGGGAGGCGUCCUCCCCAACAUCCAGGCUGUGCUGUUGCCCAAGAAAACCGAGAGCCACAAGGCCAAAGGAAAAUAAAGGAAGAAGAAAGGCGCUAAAAAGUAAAAAAGCCCAACAACCCAAAGGCUCUUUUAAGAGCCACCUACAACUUCAUAAAAAGAGCUGAUUUUUCUCUUACUACUUGCGAGAUGUAAAAACCCAUGCGAAGCCUUGAGGAAGAGUAAAUAGUUUAUAAAAUUAUGGUCCUCCCGUUCGCUUUUGCUAGAUGGGUUUUACGGCCCCUAUACGUAGCAGGCUGCGGUAUC